Morchella sextelata is the source of this 336-nucleotide messenger RNA. RefSeq lists its product as uncharacterized. The transcript has 3 exons. Gene Ontology annotation, biological process: cytoplasmic translation; translational elongation. The coding region runs from base 1 to 336 and encodes 111 amino acids. Lineage: Eukaryota; Fungi; Ascomycota; Pezizomycetes; Pezizales; Morchellaceae. The record is from RefSeq and is a predicted model, not a curated record. Gene Ontology annotation, molecular function: ribonucleoprotein complex binding; protein kinase activator activity; structural constituent of ribosome. Gene Ontology annotation, cellular component: ribosome; cytosolic large ribosomal subunit.
AUGUCUAACAACGAACUUGCCGUUUCCUACGCCGCCCUCAUCUUGGCCGAUGAUGGUGUUGAAAUCACCGCCGACAAGUUGCAGUCCCUUAUCAAGGCUGCUGGUUGCACCGAUGUCGAGCCUAUCUGGACCUCAUUGUUCGCUAAGGCUCUCGAGGGAAAGGAUGUUAAGGACAUGCUUCUGAACGUCGGAUCCGGUGGUGGUGCCGCUGCCGCGCCAGCUGCUGGUGGUGCCGCUGCCGCUGGUGGUGCUGCUGCUGCUGAGGAGAAGGUUGAAGAGAAGGAGGAGGAGAAGGAGGAGUCAGACGAGGACAUGGGUUUCGGUCUUUUUGACUAA